Molecule: messenger RNA, 1023 nt
Organism: Hansenula anomala
Lineage: Eukaryota; Fungi; Ascomycota; Saccharomycetes; Phaffomycetales; Wickerhamomycetaceae
Product: ketopantoate reductase family protein
Exons: 1
Coding region: 1-1023 (340 amino acids)
Biological process (GO): pantothenate biosynthetic process
Cellular component (GO): cytoplasm
Molecular function (GO): 2-dehydropantoate 2-reductase activity
Source: RefSeq, a predicted model, not a curated record
AUGUCAUCACCAAGAUCAAAAGUGUUAAUAGUUGGUUUAGGAGGUGUUGGUGUGCUAGCAGCAUAUGCACUAGAGUACAAUAAAAAGGCUGAAGUCACUGCCCUAAUACGUUCAGAUUAUGACAGAGUUAUAGAGAAAGGUUAUGAAAUCAAUUCCGUUGAUUACGGUCACAUUGAAGGAUUUAGACCAACCCAUGUUGUCAAGACAAUCGAAGAUGCUAAGAAAUAUGGUGAAUUUGAUUUCAUCUUGGUGACUACAAAGAACAUUCCUGAUAUUCAUGUUGUGGAAGAUGCCUUCGCAGAUGCAGUAAGUGACAAGACAACGAUUGUGUUGUUACAAAAUGGAUUUGGUAUUGAAAAGGCUACAUUUGAAAGAUUUCCAGGCCAUAUUGUGCUAAGUGGUGUUUCUAUGAUCAGUUCUGCAAAUUUUCACGGAGUUGUUGAACAUGUUGGUACUGAUAGUCUUGGGAUUGGGUAUUUUGAUAAUGGUGUAAGCUCAAAAGAGGAACAACAAGCUAAAACCAAGCAAUUCAUUGAGUUGUAUGAAAAUGAUGCAAUUGAUUGUCAUAUUGAUGAAGAUGUCAAAUUUUCAAGAUGGAGAAAGUUAGUAUACAAUGCAUCAUUCAACACUAUCGGUGCUCUAGUCGACUUAGAUGUCGGUCGUAUUCAAGAAGCUGGUGGUACAGAUACUUUAAUCAAACCGACAAUGAGGGAAAUUUUCAGAGUUGCUGCAUCUGAUGGCGUUACGUUAGAUGAAUCAUUGAUGGAUACCAUGAUACAUUCAGAUGAUGGUAACUGGUACGCCCCAUCGAUGUUGGUCGAUGUAAGAAAAGGUAACCAAAUAGAGCUAGAGAUUAUCUUGGGAAAUGUUUUAGAAAUUGCUAAACAGAAUAACGUUGAAGUUCCUAUAUUGUCUGUUCUUUAUAAUUUAUUGCAUUUAGUUCAAUUUAGAUUGAAAGAGCAAAAUGGCCUCAUAAACCUUCCAGAGGAAAGACCAUUGAAAAAACAAAAAACUUCAGAUUAG